AUGAUCGAAGAAUUCAUCACCCAGAUGAGCCCCGGGAGAGCCGCUCUCUGCUUUCUCGGGGCCCUGGUCGUGCUGUUCACGCUGCGCAAGAUGCAGGUGUCGAUGAAAAUUGCCCGUCUGGGGGGUAGGGCGCCCCAAGUCCGGUUCUAUCUGCCAUAUGCCAUGGAUUUCAUCUACAGGUCUUCCAAAGCCAACAGGGAACACAGAGACCUCGAAUUCUUCACCGAGGCUAUGAGAACCGCCAAAGGGGCUGCUGCACUAGACAAUCCCAAGACAGCCGAGGUCAACGCGGGGAUGGCUGCACGGGUCAUUUUCACCAAAGAUCCCGAGAAUAUCAAGGCGCUUCUCACCGGACAGUUCGCAGACUACGGCAAAGGCGAGUCGUUCCAUCAAGACUGGAGAGAAUUCCUCGGCGACAGUAUCUUCGCCACUGAUGGAGAACUCUGGUCUCGCUCGCGACAUCUCAUUCGCCCCAUGUUCGUUCGUGACCGGAUUGUCGACACGGAGAUCUUUGAGAAGCAUGUCCAACAUUUGAUUCCGCUCUUGGAGGGCAGUAGCUCGCCUACGGGGAGCAAAAUUGUCGACGUGGGAGAGCUCUUCUUUCGCUUUACCUUGGAUGCUUCAACCGACUACCUCCUUGGACAAGGAACCGACAGUCUCCAGAACCCGGAAACCGAGUUUGCAGAAGCCUUCCGAUAUGUUCAGCACCGUCAGGCCUUGUUUUUCCGGAUGGGCGUAUUUGGCCCUUUGCUGUCUCGAAAGAAGUUCCGCGAGCAGCUCAAGGUGAUGGAUGACUUCAUUCAGCCCUACAUUGACCGAGUCCUCUCUCUAUCCACCGCGGAGCUGGACCAGAAACUGUCCAAGAAGGAAACCUUCCUCGACGCUCUUGCCCGCUUCACGCGCGAUCCUCGCGUUCUCCGGGACCAACUUGUCGCCGUUCUCCUCGCCGGACGAGACACAACCGCCGGAACCCUCUCCUUCUGUCUCUUCGAGCUUUCUCGCAACCCUGAAAUCGUCGCGAAGCUGCGCGAAGAAAUCCGCUCCCGCGUCGGCCUCGGUGCCAACGGCCAGAAGCCGACCUACAACGACCUCAAGGAGAUGAAGUACCUGAACGCCGUCCUAAACGAGACCAUGCGACUGUACCCCAUUGUCCCGUUCAACGUUCGCUUCUCGCUCCGCGACACGACCCUACCGCGCGGUGGAGGCCCCGACGGCCGCGCCCCGAUCGGCGUGCUUGAGGGCACCAGAGUCAUCUACUCGACGAUGAUCAUGCAGCGUAGUCCGGAAUUCUACCCGCCCCCGGGGUCGCCCAACUACUUUGAUCCGCAGAAGUGGCAUCCUGAGCGCUGGAUUUCUGGCUGGCAGCCCAAGCCGUGGCAGUUUAUCCCGUUCAACGGUGGGCCGCGCAUCUGCAUCGGACAGCAAUUCGCAACAAUCGAGAUGGGCUACACUGUCGUUCGGAUCUUGCAGGCGUUUGAGCAGGUCCAGGGGAUUCCUGCUGCGGGCAAGAAUCGGAUUGAAGACCCGGUGCUUCAGUUUGAGGUUACGCUCAGUCCUGGUUCAGAAUUGAACUGCAUUUUUGUCAGGGAUGGUGAGGGUAUCAAAGAAUCUGAAACGGGUUAG
Molecule: messenger RNA, 1623 nt
Organism: Aspergillus terreus NIH2624
Lineage: Eukaryota; Fungi; Ascomycota; Eurotiomycetes; Eurotiales; Aspergillaceae
Product: cytochrome P450
Exons: 3
Coding region: 1-1623 (540 amino acids)
Molecular function (GO): heme binding; iron ion binding; monooxygenase activity
Source: RefSeq, a predicted model, not a curated record